AUGGUGGAGGUCAAGAAGAUUAAUGAAAACAAGAAGGACACAAACACACAGACAGAUGUGCGACUGAGCAACAUUACCUCCGCAAAGGCGGUGGCGGACUGUGUGCGUACCUCUCUUGGUCCACGUGGUAUGGAUAAGAUGAUUAUUGAGCCCCGUGGUGAAGUUAUCAUCAGUAAUGAUGGUGCCACUAUUCUAUCAAAGCUGCAGGUAACACAUCCAUGUGCAAAGAUGUUGGUGGAACUCUCCAAGGCUCAAGAUGUGGAGGCGGGUGAUGGCACCACAAGUGUUGUGGUUCUCUGCGGUGCGUUUCUCCGCGCUGUGGAGGAACUUUUACAUAAAGGUAUUCACCCCACACAAAUCUCUGAGUGUUUUAAUGAGUGUGCAAAGAUGGCUGAGAAGAUUCUGGAGGAAAUGAGCAUUAAGAUUAAGAUUGAGGAUCGUGAGACUCUUAUUAAGGCUGCUAUCACAUCAUUAAAUUCUAAAGUUAUUUCACAAAACAGUGAUUUACUAGCUCCAAUGGCAGUGGAUGCGGUACGUCAAAUUAUGCGUGAUAAUGGAGAUGUGGUUUUACGUGAUGUGCGCAUCAUUUCUGCACUUGGUGGCACCAUAGAUGAUUCUGUGUUGCUUACAAACGGUAUGGUGUUUAAACAAAAGGCCUCACAUGUAGCAGGUGGACCCGUGCGUAUUCAAAACGCCACGAUAGCCCUUAUUCAAUUUCAACUCUCUCCACCAAAGACAGAUAUGGAAAGUGCUGUGACCAUCUCUGAUUACAGUCAAAUGGACCGUGCCUUAAAGGAGGAACGUAAAUAUUUAUUGAACCUCUGUAAAAAGAUUAAGGAUGCUGGUGUAAAUGUCUUAUUGGUACAGAAAUCUGUCCUUCGUGAUGCUGUCACUAUGCAGAGUCUUGACUUCCUUGCCAAGAUGAAGAUUAUGGUGGUAAAGGAUAUUGAACGUAACGAUAUUGAGUUUAUCACAAAGACCCUUGGUUGUCUCCCUGUGGCGAACAUAGAAAAUCUUAAACCGGAGAAGUUUGGUCACGCCGAUCUCGUGGUGGAGGAAAACACCCCAAGUGGAAAGAUCAUUCGUGUCACUGGCGUCCAACCCCCAUCAGAUGCCAUCAGCCGUCAAUUAUUUGGUAAAACCGUUACCUUCUUCCUUCGCGGCAGUAACAGUAUGAUGUUGGAGGAGGCAGAACGCGCCUUACAUGAUUCUCUCUGUGUGAUUCGCUCCAUUGUGAAGAAGCGGGCUAUUAUGCCUGGCGGUGCGGCUGGAGAGACGGAGGUGUGUCUGCAGCUUAGCAGAUAUGCACGUGAGCGGGCACAGGGAACGCAGACAUUCUGCAUGCGAGCCUUUGCAGAUGCCUUUGAGGUGAUUCCCUACACACUUGCAGAGAAUGCGGGUUUGCAGCCAAUCUCUAUUGUGACGGAACUCCGAAAUGCACACGCGAGUGGAAAUAAGAAUGCCGGUGUGAAUGUGCGUAAGGGAUGUGUAACGGAUAUGGUGGAGGAGAAUGUGGUGCAGCCAUUGUUGGUCUCAACAUCUGCAGUGCGGCUGGCAGCAGAGUGUGUGAUGAUGAUUCUGAAGAUUGAUGAUAUUAUCAUGACUCGUGCUUAA
Messenger RNA from Trypanosoma theileri, 1614 nucleotides. RefSeq names its product putative T-complex protein 1, delta subunit. NCBI's taxonomy places the organism in Eukaryota, Euglenozoa, Kinetoplastea, Trypanosomatida, Trypanosomatidae. Gene Ontology annotation, biological process: protein folding. The record is from RefSeq and is a predicted model, not a curated record. The transcript has a single exon. Gene Ontology annotation, cellular component: chaperonin-containing T-complex. Gene Ontology annotation, molecular function: ATP hydrolysis activity; ATP binding; ATP-dependent protein folding chaperone. The coding region runs from base 1 to 1614 and encodes 537 amino acids.